UCAAUGAGGCGCGCCCACUCUCCAACUGUACAUUAAAUGUACUCGAUUUUUCAUAUUCAUCUUAUGCUCCGAUAUAGAAAACGACUCUUUUUGCAAUUAGGAUGCUUGUGACGUUCAUUAACCUUGGAUGUGGACAGCACGGCGUCGUAAAAAUUGACAAACAGAGAAUACAUGUCCAAAGGGUCUACCAUGAGCCAGCUACACAACGGAAAUAUCUCACUCUUGGGUGACCUAAAGGCCAGCUGGACAAAGCUCUGAGGCUGUGAGCACUUUGUGCCCCCAUGUGUAUCAUGAACAGCACUGCCUGGCCUUUGGACCUGGCAGAGUUCGAGAAACCUCGGAACUACAACAGCUCCCAAAGCCAGUCUGUUUCCACAAACGGCUGGGCCUUGAUCCACACGGCCACCCUUGCCUCCUGCUCCCUCCUCUUGGUCCUCAUCUUUUGUCUCGGUUCUUAUGGCAACCUGGUGGUCUUCUUGUCCUUCUUCGACCCCGCAUUCCGGAAGUUCCGCACCAACUUCGACUUCAUGAUCCUCAACCUGUCAUUCUGCGACCUGUUUAUUUGCUGCGUCAUUGCGCCCAUGUUUGCACUGGUGCUAUUUCUGGAUACCGGAGAUGUUGGCAGUGGAGUAUCCAAGGGCUUUUGCUUUGCCUUCCACCUCACCAGCUCAGGUUUCAUCAUUAUGUCCCUUGAGACAGUGGCUGUGAUUGCCCUGCAUCGCCUUCGCAUGGUCCUGGGUCAGCAGCCCAACCGUACAGCCUCUUUCCCCUGUACUCUGGCCCUCACUGCUCUCUUAUGGACCACCAGUUUCACUUUGGCGGUAUUGGUUACCUUGCGAGCAUAUCCCAAGAGCUCUGGUCCCUGCCUGCCCCACUUUGGUCUUACUGGCAACAAGGCAAAGGUAGUAUUAUAUGUGUACAUUGCAGAUUUUGCUUUCUGUGUAGGUGUAGUGUCUAUCUCAUACCUCAUGAUCGCCCAGGAGUUGAGGAAGAAUGCACAGGUACGAAAGUGUCCCAUUAUUACGGUAGAUGCGAGACGUCCACCUGCUCCUCACCCACAGCUCAUAGCUGCUGGUUUUGAGGGCAUGCCGUGUACAGUACAGGUGCCCUCGCUUUACCGCAACCAGACAUACAACAAGCUCCAGCAUGUCCAGACGCACUCCUUUACAAAGAGAACCAACCAGCCCCUAGUGCCUGGGGCUGCUGCUGGAGCAACCUGCUGUCAGCUGGUCUCCACAGUAAACCUGGCGACAGCAAAGGACUCUAAGGCUGUGGUGACAUGCGUGGUAAUCAUUAUCUCAGUGUUGCUGUGUUGUUUGCCACUAGGCAUAUCCUUGACACAGGAUAUGGUGUCACCAGAAAGCAGCUUUAUUCAUUACCAGUUCGAGCUUUGUGGAUUUGCCCUCAUCUUCCUUAAGUCUGGCAUCAACCCAUUUGUGUACUCUCGGAACAGCGCUGGUUUGCGACGCCGUUUGCUCUGCUGUCUCCAGUGGCUGACGUUGGGCUUUUUAUGCUGCAAGCACAAGACACGCCUGCAUGCCAUGGGCAAAGGAAAUCUGGAAGUCAAUCGCAACAAGUCUUCACACCACGAGACCAACUCGGCUUACAUGCUCUCCCCAAAGCUCCAGAGAAGGCUUGUGGACCAGGCUUGCGGACCCAGUCACUCCCGGAACUGCAUGCCUAGUCCUGUUGCCACAACUGGACACAAGCCUCGGCCCCCAAGCACAUCUACUCCCAUCAACACACGCAUAGAGCCCUACUACAGCAUCUAUAACAGCAGUCCGUCUGUAGGACCUAGCUCCACAAAUAGCCUGCACCUGGUCAACUCUCAAACCACUGCCUUUGCCAAGAGCUAUGUCGCUAUGCAAUACCACAUCCACCAAGAAGUGCUGCAGGACUUUGACAGCACCUCAGCUAAGCAGAUUCCCAUACCAUCAGUCUAAGACACCUUCUACAGAAGUUUCAGAACAUCAGACUACUUGCUCUGCAUCCAAAAGAGAGCAUUUAAUGUUCAAGAAACAAUGUCUGUCAUUGGGAGUGUGUACAUGGGGGCGUGGCCGAGCAACGUCUGUGAGACGCCAGGAGAGAAAGAGCAGUAAAGAUUGACUUCCAUUAAAUUGUUUACCCAGUUCCCGCUUCCUCCUUCAGAAGAGAGCUAGUGAUUGUCACAGUGGUGCCGAAACCCGGGGAGGAAGCGGGAGCCUCUCUCUCCCCUCCGGCAAUCUGGACUGCCCUUUUAUCCCUCUCCAGCUCUCAUUGCAACACAAAACAGCUGUUAGAGAUCAUUUCCCACAGGUGUCAAUAAUGACCGCUCUUCCUCUCCCGGCCUCGCUCUCCACAGUCGUCACUCAUCCUCGCCCUCAUCUCCACAGGAAGGUAAUACUCAGACUUUUAAAAUAAGUAACUGAUGCUUUCCCCAAAGUGUUGUGAACUGGACUGAAGGAUGUUAUAUUUUUACAUUGACAUGGCAUUUUCAUGUAAUAGUACUCACUCAGAUAAAGUAUUUGUGGAAA
This is a messenger RNA of Xyrauchen texanus (razorback sucker), 2513 nucleotides long. Its product is annotated as probable G-protein coupled receptor 75. The coding region runs from base 282 to 1943 and encodes 553 amino acids. NCBI's taxonomy places the organism in Eukaryota, Metazoa, Chordata, Actinopteri, Cypriniformes, Catostomidae. Gene Ontology annotation, molecular function: C-C chemokine receptor activity. Gene Ontology annotation, cellular component: membrane. Gene Ontology annotation, biological process: G protein-coupled receptor signaling pathway. The record is from RefSeq and is a predicted model, not a curated record. The transcript has 2 exons.